AGUUACACCAUCAGUGCCCGAGCAGCGCACUGUCGCACUACUGAGCGAUCAACACCACUUGUGUUCUCACAUGUCUUGAGUGAUUGCAAUGGUAUCGCCUCUAGCCACUUAGCGACCCGAAACAGUACAGUAAUACGGCCCCAGCUGCGCCGCAGUCCGGUCAUUCCCCGUACGCGGCGCAUUAUGGCUAGAGACUUGUCGCCCUUCAGCCAGAGGCGUCGGCUCACUCAGCAGCUUGCUAGUGGGGAGGUCCCUACACCACCGCGUGUGGUAGCAGAAAAGGCUUUGAGCAAGGAGCCUGAGCGCGCAAGCAAGGAGUCCUCAGCUUCAGCUGGUUCACAGCGCCGCUCAAGAAGCAGAUCCCGGGAACGGCGACCUACGGAUCCGUCACAGGGGCGCAAGCCAAGAGAUAGCCCAUCUGCGGCGAAAUUAAGCAGACCGGGGCGAAAUGGGUCGCCGGAGCCGUAUAGGAAGCCUAGAGAAGAAUCACGGGAGAGGAGACGCGGUGGCUCAAAAGAGAGUCAUCGAGACCGUGCUGGGAACAGGCCGCGCGACAGGUCAAAGGACAGCAAGAGGAGAGACAGAUCUGUAGACAAGAGGACUCGUUCGAACGAGAGGCGGCAUGUCCGCUCGAAAGACAAAGAUGGAGGCAGGGACCGAAGACGAGAUCGGUCACGGGACAGACACAGCAGACGCGACGGCUCCCGCUCACGAGACCGAAGGCGCAGAGACAGGUCGAGGGACGACAAGCGCUCGCGCUCUCCUUUAGCAAUCCGCGAACGUAAACACCGCACACGCUCGGCAUCCGCCUCCAGAUCACCACCGCCCAAACGCCGUCGCCGCAGCCACUCGAGAUCACGAUCACGGUCGCCACAUCAGCGCAAUAAGAAGCCUCUGCCCGACCAAGACGUCUCCUUUCGCGGCGUCGACAACUCGAACCAAGCACCCACAAAGUACGGUGGCGCACCUGUCAACAAGGAGAAACCGAAUUUUAAACCCACUGGUGCGCUUGCGAAGCACGCCAACCGUGUCGAGGGCACCAAGAUCUCUCUCAAAUACCACGAGCCUCCCGAGGCGCGCAAGCCGCCCGCCUCGCAGCCCUGGCGCAUUUUUGUGUUCAAAGGCGACGAUGUCAUUGAUACAAUUGAGCUCUGGCAGAAGAGCUGCUGGCUUCUGGGACGCUCGUACGAGGUGGUGGACUAUGUGCUCGAGCACCCAAGCUCGAGUGGGCAACACGCGGUCAUCCAGUUCAGGUAUACACAGAAGGUGAUCGAGGACGAUUUUGGCGUAAAGAGCACCAAGGGCAGGGUCAAGCCGUAUGUCAUAGACCUGGAGAGCAGCAAUGGAACGGAGCUCAAUGGCAAGGAUGUUGAGGCGAGCCGUUACUUCGAGCUGAGAGACAAGGACAUUCUCAAGUUCGCGGGAAGCGAGCGCGAGUAUGUGGUUAUGCUGCCGCCGCCAGAGGAGAAGAAAAGGUAAUAUCCAGAUGCUGAUGGUUUCCUGCAAAGAGUCCACUGGCGAGCACAGUAGCUGCAGGGUACACAGCUUGCAGCGAUCAUGCGCCCCAUGCAUGCACAGUUCAGCCCCCAAGCCAGAUAGAUGAAGCGUGGUAGAAGGCUCGCAAGCUGCUCGAUGUACGCAAGAAGACCUACUCCCCCUCCAAACCCCAUGAGACUCUAGAUGUCUAUACAACAUUCGCCAGCCUACAGGAUGCUCUCACUCUGCCCCUCAUUAAUAGAUCCGCAUCCCUGCCACAAGUUUAAGCUUAAUCUGUUAGCCCCAGUUGCUAAAUAUGGGCGCGGGGGCGGCGGUAAAGUCGUGCCGCGGCAGAACGAUCGUUCGCCCACAGGGAACUCGACACGGUCACGUUCCCCUCAAGACCUAAGAGUAUUCUUGCAGAGCAGCCUCGAGACUCCGCAGAGAUCGAUGGGACGUGGGUAGCGAAAGAACAUCUCAACACCAAUCAAGAAGUCCAC
Molecule: messenger RNA, 1976 nt
Organism: Didymella exigua CBS 183.55
Lineage: Eukaryota; Fungi; Ascomycota; Dothideomycetes; Pleosporales; Didymellaceae
Product: SMAD/FHA domain-containing protein
Exons: 1
Coding region: 184-1479 (431 amino acids)
Biological process (GO): mRNA splicing, via spliceosome; maintenance of RNA location
Cellular component (GO): nucleus
Molecular function (GO): mRNA binding; protein binding
Source: RefSeq, a predicted model, not a curated record